Messenger RNA from Ananas comosus (pineapple), 2123 nucleotides. Its product is annotated as F-box/LRR-repeat protein 17. The record is from RefSeq and is a predicted model, not a curated record. The coding region runs from base 135 to 1847 and encodes 570 amino acids. The transcript is spliced from 11 exons. NCBI's taxonomy places the organism in Eukaryota, Viridiplantae, Streptophyta, Magnoliopsida, Poales, Bromeliaceae. Gene Ontology annotation, molecular function: protein binding.
CACUCCCCUUCCCCGCCUCCAUCUCGCUUCCCGCUUCUUAUUUCUAACCCUCCGCAAUAUCCACCAUUUCUCUCUCUCUCUCUCCGCGAGCAAACCCUAACCCUAACCCUAACCCUAACCCUAGCUUCGGCACCAUGAUCGCCGAGGAUGCCACCGCUGCGGCGAAGCGCCAGCCGCAGAAGAAGCGCGGGAACUACAACUGCGGCCGCUGUGGGCUCCCCAAGAAGGGCCACGUGUGCUCCGCCGCCGACGGCCCCGCCCUCCCCCCGCGCUCCGACUCCCGCCUCCGCCGCGCCCUCUCCUUCGACGACGACCGGAUCUCCGCCGCGCCGACGCCGGAGGAGGUGGCGGCGCCGCCGGAGUCGGUGGUGGGGCCGGAGGACGAGGAGGAGGGGCGGGAGGAGGCGGUGGUGGUGAUGGGCGGCGCGGUGGUCCUCCCGGUGUCGUGCAUGGCGGAGGUGCUGCGGCGGCUCUCGCCGAAGGAGCUGAUGGGGGCGGCGGCGGUGUGCAGGGGGUGGAGAGAGUGCGUGCGGAGGGUGUGGAGGUCGGCGGAGGAACUUAGGGUUAGGGUUUCGCCGAGGUCACAGAUCGGGUUCGUCGGAUCGGUGCUGCAUAAGUGUGCCGCGUUGGCCCGGCUCACUUUGAGGAUGGAAAGUGAUGUUGAUGCUACAUUGCUGGCUUGUGUUGCAUUCUCUUGCCCUAGUUUAAAAGCCUUUGAGAUCAGCUUAGGCGACAAUGCAGUCAAUAGGUUGACUGGUGAUGAACUAUGCCGGUUUGUUUCUGAUAAGCGCUCUCUUUCGAUGAUCAAAUUGGAAGGGUGCACGAAUCUUGGUUUCUUAAACUUGUCCUCGUCAAGCCUGUCCACUAUCUGGUUGUCAGAUCUCUAUUGCCUCUCAAAAUCAGUUAUCAACUGUCCAAAUCUGAAAGAGAUUUCUCUUGAUUUUGCACGACAAGAAAAUGAUUCUACCGACCUUGUUAUCAUGAUGGACAGCCUGGGCCGCACCUGUCCGAGAUUGAGAAACAUUCAUAUUGCAUCUAUUCGGCUCUGUAAUGAAGCUGUUAUUGCUCUAACAAGUGCUAACUUGAGGGGAUUACGCAUGCUAUCUUUAGUUCUGGGAUCUGGGAUCACUGAUGCAUCUGUAGCAGCUAUAGUUUCAUCCUUUGCAAUCCUAGAGUUGCUUGAUUUGAGUGGAUCAAGCAUAAGUGAUAGUGGGAUUGGAAUGAUAUGCAAUGGGUUCCCUCAAACUCUAUCAAGACUUCUCCUUGCUCUUUGUCCUAACAUUACUUCAAGUGGGAUUCAAUUCGCUACAGCUCAACUUCCACUUCUUCAACUUAUAGACUGUGGAAUGAGCAUAUGUGUUGUUAAUUCUCAAUCCGCAGAAGACAAAUCACAUACUAGCGAAGAACAUGGAGAGGUUAAAUGGUGCCAAAAAUUGUCGACCGUGAGACCACAGCCUAUUUACCAGAAGUUGAUUAUAAAGCAUGCACAUUUGAAGAAGCUCAGUUUAUGGGGUUGCUCGGGUUUAGAUGCCUUGUACUUGAAUUGUCCAGAGCUUAAUGAUCUCAAUCUAAAUUCAUGUACGAAUCUACAUCCAGAAAGGUUGCUGCUCCAGUGCUCGGAUUUGAAAAAUGUUUAUGCUUCUGGGUGCCAAGAUAUGUUAAUCGGAGCAAUCAGAAACCAGGUUCUUAAUGAGUUUGCUUCACCUGAAAAUCAUUUACCUUGCAAACGUUUGGCAGAUGGCUCCAAAAGAGUUCAAGUCCCACAUUUUCUUCUUCAGCAGCAAGCUGAUGAUGAGAAGUGCAAGAGGGCAAAGAGAAGCCAAUGCGUUGUGCACCUUGAUGGAUAACGGCUAGAUAUGAAACACAAUUGUAUACAUCCCGAUCGAUCUUAUUGUAUCCACCACGAUCUUUCGCGUGUUGGUGAUGUGUUUAACUUACCCCUAUGCCCUUAUCUGAGACUAAUUCUGAUUGUCUGUUGUAUCAGCAAAUACAUGUGGGCUGCUAUUAGGCUGUCUUUAAAACUGAAGGCUAUUUGGAUUGAGAACUCUGUAGAAGAAUAAAUUGCAGCCCGAUUGACUAGUAUUUUCUUUAAGAAUAAAAUUAGAUUUCAUUGAACUUCUUCA